AUGUCCGAAAGUUAUUCUCUAAAAACGAAGCUUCUUGAAAGCGAUCAGGGCACUCUCUUUGAGGCUUGCCCGUCGAACAUGAACAGUCCUGGGUUAGCCGCUCGCCUUGAGGAUAAAGUCUCUCAGCGAAUCCGAAAGUGGAAAGGGCGGCAUCAAGAUCGCUCUCCCGAGCUCGCAAUCCAGGUCAAUUUGUCAAAUACUCGCCCAGAAAGAACCGAUGACGGCAGGAAUAUCCAACGUCCAUGGACUCGUGAAAUCAAGCGACUCUUGAAGCGAUUGCCAACUAGCUACUACGAGUUGUUCAUGAUUCAUCGAGCCCAAGGCUAUCACGGUAUGCCGUACCCCGAAAAUAGCCAUCGAAGGUAUUGGCGAGCCUAUGAAAUCGGACGACUCGAACGAUUGUGGGAGGACUCUUCACCCGAUCAUCCGAGUCCCGCCGAAGCAGCUUCAGGCCAGAUCAAUACCCAUUUGCAACGAAUCGCAGAAUACUUCGAUACAGAAGUUGACGAGCACGGAAACUUCAAAGCCUUGUCAUCUGAUCAGACUUCAUCCUACAAGGAUUGGUAG
This is a messenger RNA of Orbilia oligospora ATCC 24927, 567 nucleotides long. RefSeq lists its product as uncharacterized. NCBI's taxonomy places the organism in Eukaryota, Fungi, Ascomycota, Orbiliomycetes, Orbiliales, Orbiliaceae. Bases 1 to 567 code for a protein of 188 amino acids. The record is from RefSeq and is a predicted model, not a curated record. The transcript has a single exon.